AUGUCUCAACCACCCGCAGACACGGCCACCAGCCAAAACGCCCAAUCCUGCCGUCUUCUCCAAGUCCCGGCAGAGAUCCUCGACAGGAUAACAUGGCACCUCACCACCCCCGAGCUGUGCAACCUCCGCAUCACCUGCAAAUCCGUCCAAGAGGCCCUCUACUACAGCUUCACCACCGAGUUCUUCACCCGCAAGCAGUUCAUGGUCUCCGAGUUCAGCCUCAGGGCCCUCAUGGACAUCUCCAAAAGUCGUCUGGCCGCACACUUGCGCCACGUCCAUUUCGGCCUUGACCAGCUCGGCACGAACACCACCCCCUCGGCGCACGGGGACCAAGCGCGCAUUUUUGCACAGCGUUUGCUCGAGCAGGAGACGCUCUGGUCGCUCGGGCUGGUUCCCAAGUACAUGGCCGAGGCUUUCGGCCGCUUGCCAAACCUAGAGUCGGUGGUUGUCCGUGACUUCAACUCCAACAGGAGAUCUCGGGAUGGCCCUCACGCUCACUGGUUGAGCUACGGCACCCAAACCAUGCUGAGGGAAACCAGCGUUCGGCCCUCCAGUUAUGGGUUCUUCGGCCAGGGCUCAGUACAGCAUGGCUUCGUCAACCAAAUGUUCAAGGCCGUCGUCCAUGCGCUAGGAAUGGCGAAUGCCCGUCCGACGGCCAUUGAAGUCAUGGAGAGACAGGGCCACCCGCUUUUCGACUCUGCUUUCUAUGUGCAUCCAGAUUUCGAAGCUGCCGUUAUCCCUGUUCUCCGAGGUCUUACAAGACUGCACCUGACCCUUGAAGCGAACGCGAGUGCCAUCGGCUAUGACGAUAGGCCGUAUCAACGGCUUAGCCUGACCAAGUUCCUACGACACUGCGAUGGGUUAGAGGAGCUCCGCAUCAACGGAAAGCACAACACUAGCACAUACGAUAUUCGCAACAGCCUCAGAAACCUCUAUGACUGGUUCUCGGACGCAGAGGAAGCAUCGGCAAAGGACGCCCGGGAAGUGGCCAAGUCGCUAUCUCUCGAUGGACGAAACAGCAAUCUCUCAUUGCAUGCUCCGAUAAAGUUCCCUCGGUUGCAAAACAUAAGCUUGGGCAUGACGUCCUUUACCGUCAAGGAUCUCGUGGGCCUCAUUGCCAGGUUCGCCGACACACUCCAGCACCUCGAAAUAUGGAGAAUCAAACUGGUGUUUGAGGACCGCAGCCUUAACAAAAGCCAGAUACUGGAGAACAGACAGAUUCUCUUCGCCCGGAUGCUGAAGGAGUUGCUAAACGUACCCAACCUCAACCUUCGACACAUCAAGUUGGGCAGCAUGGAGCAGAUAUGGUACCCCUCCGACGGGCAGUACAUCUUGGAGGAGGUGGACUUUAAGCCUACUGCGAAAACGACGGAUGAAGACGUCGAUGCUGGAGUCGAACGCGUGACUGGGGUGUUGCAAUAUACCGGCCCAGAUUGGAGACAUUUUGUGGCCCACGAGAUGAUUCCUCGGUUAUACACACCUAGGGUUAAAGACGAAGAAGAAAUUCAAGACGAGGAUAAUGAAAAUGAAGAGGAUGAAGAAAAUGACGACGACGACGACAAUGACAAUGACAAUAUGGAUCAGGACGAGGAGUCUUAG
This is a messenger RNA of Trichoderma aggressivum f. europaeum, 1599 nucleotides long. RefSeq lists its product as uncharacterized. Lineage: Eukaryota; Fungi; Ascomycota; Sordariomycetes; Hypocreales; Hypocreaceae. Gene Ontology annotation, molecular function: protein binding. The transcript is spliced from 2 exons. The record is from RefSeq and is a predicted model, not a curated record. Bases 1 to 1599 code for a protein of 532 amino acids.